AUGGAGAGAUACUCUCAGUUCCGGGAUCGAGGCUCGGGCAUUGCGCCCUUCCUCCCAAUCCCCGUUGAACCACUCGGCCUCCAAGCGCCCCUUCGUAUCUUCCUCUUCUGCUUCCGCCUCCCGCUCUUCAUCUUUGUCACUCUUAGCUAUUUUUUGAUCUUACAAUGGCUUCCUCUCGGAUCGCUGGGCAAAAAGGCUGCUCUAUGGUGUAUCCUUGGAGUUCCCAGCAUCUGGUGGAUUGAUCUCCAAGUGGACGGAGUGCGCAAAGGGUCUUUGAAGCAACAGCAAGCGCGUCUGCCACAGCCCGGCUCGGUUAUCGCCUCGUCCUUCACAUCACCCAUUGAUGCCGUGUACCUAGCAGCUAUCUUCGACCCGAUCUUCACAGCGUCCUAUCCCAACACUCGCCAGGUCGAGCGCAUCUCUCUGCUCCAGGCCAUUCUGCGAGCUUUCGCUUUCCCCGCCACGCAGCCGGCACCUGGUGCCCGGAUGGUGGAUGUCUCGACCCUGGUCGAGCAGUACCCCAACAGGCCGAUUGUCUUGUUCCCAGAAUGUACCACCACCAACGGUCGCGGCAUCUUGACCUUGAGCAACUCCCUUCUCAGCGUACCUCCCAAGACCAAGAUCUUCCCCGUCAGUCUGCGCUAUACACCUAUGGAUAUCGUGACCCCCCUCCCCGGGAGUUAUAUGAGCUUGCUGUGGACGCUGCUUAGCAAGCCGACGCACUGCAUCAGAGUGCGGAUCGCGGAGUGCAUUACAAAUAGCCAAAAUGCUAUUGAUACAGCCCCCUCUCUGUUGACUGGGAAGUCGACAUAUAAUACGAAUUACCUGGAUACACUGGACCAUAACGAGCAAGAACAACAGGCCUCGGUCAGCGAGAAGGCGCUGCUGGAUAGUGUGGGGGAGUCGCUCGCCCGUCUGGGUCGGGUCAAGCGGGUUGGCUUGGGGGUGAAAGAGAAACAGGAGUUUUCCCGAGCGUGGAGUCAGACUCGUCGGACAUGGUAA
Messenger RNA from Penicillium samsonianum, 1002 nucleotides. Its product is annotated as lysophosphatidic acid acyltransferase LOA1. Bases 1 to 1002 code for a protein of 333 amino acids. Lineage: Eukaryota; Fungi; Ascomycota; Eurotiomycetes; Eurotiales; Aspergillaceae. The transcript is spliced from 3 exons. The record is from RefSeq and is a predicted model, not a curated record.